AUGUCAGACUCGAGGUGUGAUGGCGCCCUCUCUCGUGGGGUCAGAGAAACGCACAGCCGAGUGGGGAUACGAAGGCACUGGAGAAUUGAUGUGUUCUAUGUUCUGGAGGUGUUGUGUCUACUGUUGCCGUUGUGUUUGUGGUGCAAAGCGGAAGUUUCGAAAGAGAGUAGUGUCUAUAAGGUCUACAGAACAUUUAACAAAACUGUCAACUUUACUCACGUGGCGGUAGACUCCCAUUCUGGCCGCGUGUAUGUAGGAGCCACGAACUGGAUAUAUCAAUUCAACGGUUCCUUAAUCAUGGAAGCUAAAGUUGAAACGGGACCAGUACUGGACAGCAUCCAGUGUUCCCCCAACUACUGUCAUAAUCAGAAAACGACGGACACGGCUAACUUCAAUAAAGUUCUAGUCAUUGACGAUAAAAAUAGUAUGCUACUAGUUUGUGGAAGUGCCCACCAGGGGGCGUGUCGACGUCAUCAGUUGACAAAUAUAUCACGUUUUGAAGAUCUAAUUCCAGUUUCCGUAGCUGCUAAUGAUGGAAGUUCUUCUACUUACGCCUUCAUUGGUCCAGCUCGUUAUCUUGACAGUAUUUCACAAGUUCUUUACGUAGCCGCCACCAAUAGUCGAUUAGGGCCGUACAGAGAUAUGGUUCCUGCUGUUACUAGUCGCAGCCUGGUUGAUGGACCAGACAAACUUUUUGGGAUCAUUGAAAAGUCUUUUUCUACUAUUGCUCGAGUGGACAUCAGUUUCCACCUUAGGGAUUAUUAUCUAGUUAAUUACAUCUAUGGGUUCUCCUCUGGAGAUUUUGUUUACUUUAGUACUGUUCAAAGAAAAUCUCAUUUGAGGGCGCUGGAGGAAUGGGGAUACAUCACUAGACUGGCGCGUGUAUGUGCGUCUGAUGCUGGUUAUAGCACUUAUACCGAAGUAACUUUGCAGUGUCUUGGCGAAGAUGGUACCGAUUACAAUAUACUUCAGGAUGCCAGUGUUGUUGCUGCAGGCUCUAACUUGGCAAAUAUGUGUCAGAUCCCUAAAGAAACUGAUGUUUUAGUCGGCGUGUUUACUAAAAGUGCUACUGACCACACUUUUCAACCUGCCCGAAUGUCGGCCCUGUGUGUUUUCUCGCUGGCAGAGAUAGAGCAGAGGUUUACCGAAAACAUUCACAUGUGUUAUAAUGGAAGUGUGGUCACUCGGAACAUGGAUUACAUCGCCGGGAGCAUCAAGGAUUGUCCAGAACUAGGGAAAGGGGGUAACGUCCUCGAUUUUUGUGGGGAAGCGCUUAAGAUCAACGGGUCGAUUCCUCUGGGUGUGUUUGCUGCCAUUGAAGACAGGAACGUCAUUUAUAAAGCAGUAACCACUACUACGACAGCUGAGCACACGUUAGCCUUUGUUGGAACAGAUGAUGGUCGUUUGAAAAAGAUACUCCUGAGUAGCAAAGAAGAAGCGGAAGAAUUUGAAGAGGUUGUUAUUGAUCCGGGACAUCCCAUCCUCUCGGAUAUCCAUUUGGAUCCAAGCAAAAGAUUUCUGUACAUUGCCUCUCCUUACACGUUGAGUAAAGUAGUGGUCGAAAGAUGUCAGCAGCAUAGCACGUGCGAGGGGUGUUUACAGGCCAGAAAUCCAUACUGUGGCUGGUGUUCCUUGGAAAGAAGGUGUACGGUGAAGAUGGAAUGUCAAAACGCCACGGGAACUCACGGAUAUAGGUCAACUCGAUGGUUAUCUAUGGACACUCAAAAGUGUAUAGAUGUCCAGUCUGUAGAUCCGGACACGAUUCCUUUGGAUGCCAUGGUUGAGAUUAAACUGGUUAUCAACCAACUUCCGAAACUCCCUAACGAUGCACAUUAUUUGUGCGUGUUUGGGAACAGCACACCCACCACCGCCAAUAGCAUAGAAUCUGGUCUUUCCUGUAGGACACCUCUGUUAAAGGAACGUCCUUCAAUUCCACACGGAAAUGAUCACGUUACUGUGGAUCUUGCAAUGCGUUCCAGUGAAACCAAUACAGAUUUUCUUCACAUUCCAUUCAAGUUUUAUGACUGUAGCGUCCAUAAAACAUGCUCCGGGUGUGUGAGUGGUGCCUGGAAAUGCAAAUGGUGCCUUUACCAGAAUGAGUGUAUUCGUAACACCAGCUCCUGCCAGGGCGCCGUUGUGAAGAUAGAGGCUCACGAUCCCGAACUCACCGAAAGACGUGACCUUCACAGAUGUCCAAGAUUAAACCUGAAGAGCGAAAUCUUGCUAUCUGACGGAGAAAAUCGACGAAUUGAACUUGACGUUAAACAUCUUCCAUUGUUCAUGAACGACAUCCAGUGUGUUAUUGAAACAGAAGGUGAAAGAAAAGUAGUUGAAGCGCGAGUUGUUGGCAGCCGAAUUUUCUGUUCAAAGACGGUGUAUACAUACAAAGCCCAGACUGGAAAACUAAAAGUUGACCUGGCAGUAGUUUGGCGUGGAGUGUAUCUUAUAGACAGAACAACAGUGACGUUGUACAAAUGUAACCUACUUACUGAACACGGGAACCAUCUGGACUGCUCUCUGUGCUUGACCCGCGACCCCAGGUACAAAUGUGUCUGGUGUGGUGACUCAUGCAAGUUUCGUGACAUUUGCCCAAGUCGUGACGUAAUCAAGACGUGCCCUCCUCCAAGAAUUGACCUGAUAUACCCUAUCACAGGUCCUCGACAAGGUGGCACCAUGGUGACAAUAAAAGGUAGUAACUUAGGAACGAAAAAAGAAGACGUCCAAGAUAAAAUUACGAUUGGUGGGAUCCCUUGCAAAGUGGUGGAAUACAAUGUCUCUGUUAGAGUAGUCUGUCGUACUGGUGAAAGCCCUACUAUCAAGAGUGCUGAAGUCGUUGUUGGUAACAAUGCAGGAAGAACCACAGCUACGGAGAAGUUUUCAUACAGAAAUAUCAGUUUAACAAAAGUUUAUCCAAACAAAGGGCCUCAGGCUGGGGGCACACGCCUCUUUCUAAGUGGUUCAAACCUAAACAUUGGAAGUAACAUACAAGUUUUCUUGGAUAAUUUGCCUUGUAUUGUUUACAGAACAUUAGCAAGUAACAGACAGAUCAGCUGUCAUACAACUAGAGCCCCCCAUCCAUCGUACAAUGUGGCACAGUUGAUCCUUCAAGUUGACAAUGCUAGUCUAAUGUUCCCCAACCCUUUCACCUAUGUAGAUGACCCAACCAUCCUUCGGAUCUACCCACUAAAGAGCUUUGUUGGUGGUGGACGAAGCAUCAUGGUAGAUGGAACAUACUUAUCAUCUAUACAACGGCCAUGGAUGGCUGUAUUCAAAAAUAAAACGUUUCUCAAUAAGACGCUAUGUACUGUUCGUAGUCCAAAUCAGAUGAUUUGUCCAUCUCCAACCAUAAAAAUUGAGAAUGAGAAUUUCCUUAAUAAUGAAGGUGUGAGCACUCUCAAACCCAUUGACCAGCUUAAAUACAGAUUAAGUUUUUUAAUGGAUGAUGUUAAAAGCCUACUGAAUCUACAGGAACAUUUUCCAACACUUCAUUCAGACAUGACUUACGUCCCAAACCCUCAAUUCCUUCGAUUCAAGAAUGAUGGAAUUAAACAGUACAAAGGGGAGUCCUUAGUGAUUGAGGGUAAUGGCCUCUUGCUGGCUGCUUCAGAAUCUGAAGUUUCAGUAAAGGUUGGAACUUGUACCUGCAACUUAACAUCACUGACUAUGACUCAGUUAGUUUGUCUACCUCCAAAAGACCAACCCCCAGCCAAUGAUAACCAAAGAAGUAAUACUGAUCUUCCUCUGGUUGUAGUGCAUGUUGGAGAAAAUCUACAAUAUGAAAUUGGAUACUUACGCUAUGAGGUGACCAAAUUAUAUGAAUUUCCAACAGAAGCAAUUUGGGGUAUUGCAGUAGGUGGUGGACUGCUUAUGAUUCUCAGUGUAAUUACACUUGUUACUCUACGUUACAAAAACUCUCAAGCAGAGCAAGAGUAUAAGCGCAUCCAGCUACAGAUGGACACUUUAGAAAAUAGUGUACGGUCUGAGUGCAAGCAAGCUUUCGCAGAACUUCAGACAGACAUGACAGAUAUAACAUGUGACCUUCAAGCUUCCGGAAUCCCGAUACUUGACCAUAGGACUUUCGUCAUAAAAGUGUUUUUUCCAGGAGUUUAUGGCCAUCCAAUAUUGCAGACUAAUAUGAAGUCAAAUGGAUUUUGUAAUAACUAUGAUGCUGCAAUGAAUCAAUUCCAGCAACUCCUGCACAACAAAACCUUUCUCAUUACUUUCAUUGGAGUUUUAGAAGCACAGAAGACCUUCACAAUAAAGGACAGGGUCAAUGUAGCUUCACUGCUGAUGAUUGCACUAAUGGAGAAGAUGGAAUAUGCUACUGACAUAUUGAAAACACUUCUUGGUCAACUAAUAGAAAAAUCGGUUAAAACAAAUAAUCCACAGUUGAUGCUAAGAAGGACAGAAUCUGUGGUUGAGAAGAUGUUGACCAAUUGGAUGGCAUUAAAUAUGUAUGACUAUUUAAAAGACCAUGCAAGCAGGAGUUUGUUUUUACUUUUUAGUGCCAUGAAGCAUCAGGUUGAGAAAGGACCAAUUGAUGCUUUGACAAAUGAUGCUCGUUACUCUCUCUCAGAGCAGAAGUUGUUAAAAGAACACAUUGAAUGUUCCACUGUGACAAUUCAUGUGCUCCAGGAAAACCAAGAUGAAAGAAUCCAGGUCAAAGUGAAUGACUGUGAUACCAUAAGCCAAGUGAAAGCUAAAGUUCUGGAUGCUUUGUACAAAAAUACGCCAUUCUCUCUGCGACCUUCCAUUAAUGAAGUUGAUUUAGAAUGGAGACAUACUCAUAGUGAUCACUUAACCCUCAUGGAUGAAGAUUACACCUCCGUGACAUCUGGUAGUUGGAGAAGGUUAAACACAUUGAAACAUUAUGGUGUGAGAGGAUUUGCUGUAAUGAAUCUACUCAUCAAGCAGAAUAGUUUCAGCUCUAACAGCACUGAGGACACCUCUUUGGGCUCAGUAAUGCCAAUCAUGAACACUCCAGAAGCAGAACAAGGCAUGAAAUACUGGCAUCUCAUCAAAUCCAUGGAUAAUCAUAAUCAUCAAAGCAUAAGGCCUGAGAUCUUCCUCACCAGAUUAUUGUCCACUAAGGGCACAGUUGAAAAGUUUGUGAAUGACUUCCUGAUUACAGUACUCACUGUUAGUGAAAAUUUUCCAGCCUGUGUGAAAUGGUUGUUUGAUCUUUUAGAUGAAGCUGCCACUCAGCAUGGAAUAACAGACCCCGAGAUAGGACAUGCAUGGAAGAGUAAUAGUCUGCCUUUACGAUUUUGGGUGAAUUUUAUCAAAAAUCCAGACUUCAUCUUAGAUGUCAACAAAACUCCCCUGCUAGAUUCCUGCCUUUCAGUCAUUGCUCAGACAUUGAUGGAUGCAUGUUCUACAAAUGAACACAGACUUGGAAAAGACUCACCAUCAAACAAGUUGUUAUUUGCAAAGGAUAUUCUUCCAUACAAAAAGAUGGUAACAACAUUUUACAAAGAGGUAGCCCAGUUACCUGCCAUCACUCAUCAACAGCUCAGCGUCAACUUACAGAAGUUGUCUAUGGUACACAGAGGUGAAUUUGACAGUAUGAAUGCUGUGAAAGACCUUUAUAUCUACUUAGAGAGAUACAUUAAAGAGAUAUCGAUAGCACUAACAGUAGACCCAAUGUGCAGCCAGACCCAGCUAGCAUACAAGCUUGAAACAGUGACCUACACUUUACAAAGAGAAGAAACAUCUGUUUGCUGAAGAAAAAAAAUCACAUUAGUAGAAUAUUUAAAGUGCCAAAUACAAAAGCAAGUCAUCGAGCUUAAGAUUUUUUUUCUUCUAAAUUUCUUGGCCAAAUACUUAGUUCAUACAUAAAAUCACAAUUACCAGAUAGUACUGUAUUAGUAAAAGAAAAAAGAGGGGUAAACUAACCUUGGUGGUUUGUUGGAGUUGAGGCUGGGAACUAAGUGUUAAAUAAGAAAUGGGUACAUGCACCUUACCCAUGUUUUUCUUCUAUUACUGCUAUCCUAUGGAUUAGACCAACUUGUAUUGAAGACAACGUGCCAGACUAAAACUAACAAAAUAGUAGACAACAUCAGGAUUGAGAAAAUAUAGUUUUUAAAGACUAUUUGUGAUUACUUGAUACAUGAAGAUAGACGAUCAGAUGCAUUCCAUUGAUAGUAAUUGAAAGCCAAAUAAACAAUCAAAUCUAGACUAUUUUUUGAUGAAGGAAAAAGAAGACUGAUAGUUUGAUACUGGUGUUGUUUGUUUGUAAAAUACAUACCAGUAGUUGUAAUAAAACACAGGGUAUUUAACUUAAAUUAUAUAUAAAGAAUGCUUUUUAUGUAUACAUAUACAGAGACUUGAAAUUAACAAAUAGACACCCAAAUUUGAAAGAACACCACUCUUAUUUUGGAACUGUACAUAUCUCUGGCCAACUAUGAGUGAAACUAAUACUUUGUUGUGCAGCCUUUUACCUUUUAUAGGAUAGCAACAUGCGCACGGAUCAUUUUGCAAGAUCAUCAAUCCUGGUCUGUGUAAUUGCAGUCCAUUUCAGUCACAGAAUCUGUAUUAGGGAGUCUCAGGAAGUGGAUUUACUGGACUGGAACGCAUUCACAGGAAUCGGUCGAGGAUAACCCACAUGUGCUCGGUGCGGUUUAUAUUCGUGACUGGCUAGGCCAUGGCAGAGUUAUAAUGCUCUGACUUUCCUUCCACCUCAGGGGGUGUCUAAUUAUUUUAUGUAUAUGUACAUUCAUGAAUAUAUUUAAAAUAUAUAUUGAUGCACAUUAUGUGUGUUGUAUAUAUGUGUAUGUGUGUGUGUGUAUGUUUAUAAAGUUGUGAUGAUAAGGGUUAAUUGUAGGCAGAUAUGAAAGGAUCUUCUAUGCAACAUUCCAAAUUUUAGUAGAAAAGAAUGCAUAUAUAUCUUAAGACUUGUAUUUUUGGAUAAAGAAAAAAAAGGUGUAAAAAGAAUACCAAAGUUUUCUUUGGUGUAGAGUAAAUGAUUUUUGGUUACUUAAAAUAUUGCAGGCUGUUUAUAUAUGUGCAAGCUAGGUAUCAUAAAAUAUUUUUUUUUAAAUAAGCAAACCCUGGAUAUUUAUAAUGUUUUUUUUUCAUUUUAAAGCUGCAAGGCCAAGGAUGGUAUUGCAUGGUCAUUUGGGGUAUUAUGUGAUAUGUUUUGAAACGAUCCCUUGUAGUUUUCAAGGGUUAGUAUCCAUUCCAUAGAUAAGGGUAAAUUGCUGGAGAAUGGAGGAUCGUUGAGUAAGUUCUUGAUUGUUUAAUCAUUUCAGUUAUUUUGCACUUGUGGCUUUAACACAGUCAAGUUUAUUGAACAAAAAUGAGCCCUAUCUUAUUUCGUCUCAUCGUUUGCUGGGCUUGAGUUCUUAUAAUCUAACAAGUGUUUUACAAACGUUUUCUUCAGUAAAACUUUACAUGGGUAUGUUUGAUUAUAACAACGGAUGGGGUGGUAUCGUCUUUAAAUUCCAAUGAGUUUUUGUCAUGUAUUUAAUGUUUUAUUUUGUUUUUAUUGUAGGUUUCUUUAUAUAUAUCUGUAGAAUAAUAUUCUAAUUAAUAUAAUACAAGUAGUAUAGGUAAUUCUUUACACUUCUCUGUAUACAACAUGUUUGAGCUCUGAAAUUGAUCUUUUUCAAAAAUUGUUUUGUUUGCUUAUUACACAGGCCUGCAAUGGUUUUAUUGUCGUGAAAUUUUUACAUG
Messenger RNA from Limulus polyphemus (Atlantic horseshoe crab), 7674 nucleotides. Its product is annotated as plexin-B-like. Lineage: Eukaryota; Metazoa; Arthropoda; Merostomata; Xiphosura; Limulidae. The record is from RefSeq and is a predicted model, not a curated record. The coding region runs from base 1 to 5724 and encodes 1907 amino acids. The transcript is spliced from 34 exons. Gene Ontology annotation, biological process: positive regulation of axonogenesis; motor neuron axon guidance; regulation of cell shape. Gene Ontology annotation, molecular function: semaphorin receptor activity; protein binding. Gene Ontology annotation, cellular component: semaphorin receptor complex.